AUGUCCACCCAGCGAACCCCCUCCUACCACGAGCAGGCCUACGCCUCCUUAACCAAAGGCCUGAAGGAGUUGGACAUUCGUGGCCCCAGUGUUCCCAGCAACUUGGUCCUGAUUGGAGACGAUGCCUUCCCUCUAGCCAUGAACACCCGAGGCCAGGUGCUGAUGGCUGCCUCCCUGUAUGGCAGUGGACGCAUUGUGGUCCUGGGGCAUGAAAGCUACCUGACCACCUUCCCUGCCCUGGUAGAAAAUGCCCUGAUCUGGCUGAGAGGGGACAAAUCUGAUAACCUGUCUGUGGCAGUCCACCAGCGUGUCAAGGCAGUGGCAGAUAACCUCAGCAGAUCAAGCUUCCAAGCUACUGUGGUGGAAAAGUUUCAUGAUAAUCUGGGUGUUGGAGUGUAUGUGACAGAUGCCUACAGUGUGGAAGCUGAUGGGAGAGACCUGGUGGCGUAUCUGAAGGCUGGAGGAGGACUGCUGAUAGCUGGGCAGGCAUGGCACUGGGCUCAAGAGCACCCUAAGGAGAACACCCUCCUUAACUUUCCAGGGAAUAAAGUGUCCAGUGUGGCAGGGAUCUACUUCACUGAGCAUUGCGGGGAGGCUGGGUGGCUGCCAGUCUACCCUCAGAUCCCAGCCUCAUGGCAGAGUGUAGCAAUUGGUAAGGAUUUUGAGGACGACCUCAAGUUCCUUCUCCAAGGUGUGUCAGAGUUUCACUUCAGUGAUGGGAUACCCUCUGAAGUGCUGGUCCAUGGCCCACUGGCCUUCCCUAUUGGCAGCAACGAGCAGGGACAGCCUUUUGUGGCAGGAGCGUACUAUGGACGGGGUCGGGUCAUUGUGGUCACACAUGAAAUAGCCCUGGGGCAUCAGGAGAUGGCUCCAUUUUUGACAAAUGCUAUUCGCUGGUUGGAUGAGGGUCGGAAUGGAGUAGUCGGUGUUGUCCCAUCACUCGGUCAUUAUGUCAACCUGCUGAGCAACCUGGGAUUGCGUUGUGAGAAGACAAACUUCAGGAAAGACCUGAGUGUGUUUGUGUGUCAAGCAUACAGCGAUGAUCACGCACAGGAGAUCCAGGAGUUUGUGGCUGAAGGAGGAGGCCUUCUGAUUGGUGGGCACGCCUGGUACUGGGCACAGACACACCAUGGGCAAAACCCACUGACAGACUUUGCAGGGAACCACAUCCUCAACAAGAUGGGCUUGAGCCUGCUGGGAGUGACACUGGCACCAGGUUCCUAUAAGGCUCCUGUCCUUGGCCAGGCUGCUAAAGACAACUACCACUUUCGCCACCUACUACACCGCUUUGCUGGUCAUGUUGUUGAAGGGGAGGCACUUACCAAGAAUGAGGAGUCGCUUCUUAAAAAGCUGGGCUCAGACUGCACCACCUAUCUGCACAUGAAGGCUCAUGACUGGUACCCCUACAUGCAGAUGUUGUCUACUCUUACAGACUUUUUGAAGAAGUCAGACAUGCCGCAGGUGAGUGAGAGCUGCCCUGUGCGCACCCCCAAAGACCACCUGCUCCUCAAUUUGGGGUCAGAGGUCUACAAGGUGUGCCCAGACCCUGAUGCCCUCCUGCCCUACCUCAUCAAGAAUAAUCCUGUGAUGCCUGUUGUCUACAACUAUAAGAUCAAGAUUAAUGCCAAUACAGGAGGAGCCGACACGUGGCUAAGUACAGGUCUUUACCUCUCUCCUGGUAUGAAGACCAAGAUGACCAUGCCAGCAGAGAUUGUCAACAAGGGUUGGAGGGUCCAGAUCGGCUGUCAGACGGACUAUCUGAAUCAUGAGGAGUUGAAGAGAGCACCACAUGUCGUCGAGCACUUCCCUGUUACCUCAGAGGUGAUGCAGGUGUGGAACCUGUGGGGGGGGCUCAUCUACCUGGUGGCCCCACCCAAUACACAGCUGGAGGGCCCAGAGGUCAUUGUGCAUAUUGCCAUAUCUGCACCAUAUUACAAGUCCGGUGUGACGACAGCAGCUGAUUGGUCACUGCUUCGCAAAGCCCCGACACCCUGGGCAGAGCUGGAGUUUGAGAACAUCAUCAUUACCGUACCAUCAGAUGUUGUUCGGGGCCUGGAGUGUCCCAACAAGGUGGCGGCAGUCUGGGAUGACAUCAUGAGGGGCAUCGCUGACCUGGCUGCCAUCCCACACAAGUUCCCCCGCAAGGAACGCUUUGUGGCAGAUGUGCAGAUUUCCAUUGGUGGGAUGCACUCAGGCUAUCCUAUCAUGAUGCACUCAUUUGACGCAGAUAGCUUGGUCAACCCUGAAAAAAUCGGACAUACAGAUAUCUGGGGUCCCAUCCAUGAGCUGGGCCACAACCAGGAGAGAGCAUGCUGGGAAUUCCCACCACACACCACAGACGGCACAUGCAACCUGUGGUCAGUGUACGUGCACGAAGAGGUGCUGGGGAUCAACAGGGCAAAGGCACAUGGUGCUAUGACCCCCGAUGCUAGGAAGAGUCGCACAGAGGAGUAUGUGAAGGGCGGCAGGAGUCUGGUCAACUGGUAUCGUUGGGUGGCCCUGGAGACGUACAUGCAGCUCCAGGACAAGUUUGGAUGGGAUGCUUUUAAGAAGGUCUUCGCUGCUUACCACAAGAUGACCAACACUCCCAGUGACAACCCAGGAAAAAUGAACCUGUACGCCCAGACUUUCUCCGAGACCGUAGGGAUGGACCUGACUGGGUUCUUCAAGGCCUGGGGCUGGCCGAUUGAUGCAGCCACUGAGGAGAAGCUGUCCAGCCUGCCUGCCUGGACUGACCACCCCAUGGUCCAGUACGGCUAACUGUGUCGAUUAUCACUGAUAGAGCUAGACCAGAAUCAAGAAAGCUCUCAAAGUACGUUGAUUUACACACAUUUACAAGAGAAAUUGUUGUUUGGGAAAAAAAAGGUUUUUAGUCUUAAUUCUUAUUAUUAAUUGAUUGAAUGACUAUCUGAGGGUUAUUUUUGCAAUGCAGCAGCAUAUCUCCAAGCUUGCAAUGUUCUUGUCCAGGCAGCAGGACACAGAGCUCUUUAUUUUGUAGCUGUAAAUGGUAUUCUGAAUUUGUUCAAACAUUACUGUUUUCAUUGAACUAUUUUCUUUGUUUCCAUGCAAAAGAUUCACACAUAUCUCUUAUCUCUACACUAAAAGAAAAUUAAUACAAAACCUCUGCAUCAUAGAGCCUGUGAAGGCUAAAGAACCCAAGUACUGAAUAAAGAAGCAGGGAGACAGGAAUGAGGUUAAAAUGUCAUUUAUUGUUGAGCUUGGUUGCUGGAAGUGAAAAUUACCCUCCUUCUCCCAUUUCUCUUUAAUAUAAA
Myripristis murdjan (pinecone soldierfish) is the source of this 3272-nucleotide messenger RNA. Its product is annotated as TRPM8 channel-associated factor homolog. The record is from RefSeq and is a predicted model, not a curated record. Gene Ontology annotation, cellular component: plasma membrane. Gene Ontology annotation, molecular function: transmembrane transporter binding. Lineage: Eukaryota; Metazoa; Chordata; Actinopteri; Holocentriformes; Holocentridae. Gene Ontology annotation, biological process: positive regulation of protein targeting to membrane. Bases 1 to 2760 code for a protein of 919 amino acids. The transcript has 11 exons.